GUUUGAAAAGCCUGGGGCUCUAGAAGAUGUUGACUAUCCUGACAUGGCCAAAGAAGCAGCUCAGAAGGCAUUGGCUGAUGCUGGCAUUGCAUACUCUGCUGUGGAACAAGCUUGUGUGGGUUAUGUGUAUGGUGAUUCAACUUGUGGCCAACGUGCAAUCUAUCACAGUUUAGGAACAACUGGAAUACCCAUAAUUAAUGUGAAUAACAACUGCUCCACUGGCUCAACUGCUCUAUUUGUGGCGAGGCAGCUGAUACAAGGAGGGCUGGCUGAUUGCACUCUAGCUUUGGGAUUUGAAAAGAUGGAAAGAGGAUCACUUUCUUCAAAGUACACUGACCGGAUCAAUCCCCUAGACAAACACUGUGAGGUGCUGAAUAAUAAAUAUGGGAUUUGUGCAGCUCCAAUCGCACCACAAUUAUUUGGAAGUGCUGGUAAAGAGCACAUGGAGAAAUAUGGUACUAAACCAGAGCACUUUGCCAAAAUAGCUUGGAAGAAUCACAAGCAUUCAACAAAUAAUCCAUAUUCCCAGUUCCAAGAUGAGUUCAGUCUUGACCAGGUGAUGAAGUCUCGCCCAAUUUUUGAAUUCCUGACUCUCCUGCAGUGCUGUCCUACAUCCAAUGGAGCAGGAGCAGCCGUUCUGGCAAGUGAGAAGUUCGUACGGCGACAUGGCUUGGAGUCCAAAGCUGUUGAAAUUCUUGCCCAGGAAAUGAUAACUGAUUUACCCAGUAGCUUUCAAGAAAACAGCUGCAUAAAAGUGGUUGGGUUUGACAUGACCAAAGAAGCAGCAAGGAAAUGUUUUCAGAAAAUUGGUCUCCAGCCUAAUGAUGUAGAUGUCAUUGAGCUUCAUGAUUGCUUCUCAGCUAAUGAACUCAUUACUUAUGAAGCUCUUGGACUUUGUCCUGAAGGUAAAGCCGCAGAGUUGAUUGACAAAGGAGAUAAUACAUAUGGUGGAAAAUGGGUCAUAAAUCCAAGUGGUGGACUGAUAUCAAAAGGACAUCCACUAGGUGCUACAGGCCUGGCCCAAUGUGCUGAACUGUGCUGGCAAUUGAGAGGCGAAGCUGGGAAGAGGCAAGUUCUUGGGGCAAAGGUCGCUCUGCAGCAUAACAUCGGGCUUGGUGGUGCUGUGGUAGUAACAAUAUACAGGAUGGGAUUCCCACAAGCUGCAAGAAGACAAAAUAUCCAAGCCGUUCCGAUCAAUGCUGUAGCCAGUGUCAAUGGAUUCAAAGCCCACACUGUGUUUAGAGAAAUUGAGAAAAAACUUCAGGAGGAAGGAGAACGCUUUGUGAAGAAGAUUGGAGGAGUGUUUGCAUUUAAAGUCAAAGAUGGCCCUGGUGGCAAAGAAGGAUUAUGGGUAGUAGAUGUUAAGAAUGGGAAAGGAUCUGUGGAUUUCAAUUCUGAGAAGAAAGCUGACUGCACCAUAACUAUGUCUGAUGAUGAUUUGUUAGCUCUGAUGACUGGCAAGAUGAAUCCCCAGACAGCCUUCUUUCAGGGGAAGCUGAAAAUUGCAGGUAAUAUGGGCCUGGCCAUGAAACUUCAAAAUCUACAGCUUCAGCCCGGCAAAGCCAAACUGUGAAAAUUCAUCCCAAGUGAUUUUCGCAGCUAUCCAGACAACAGCACCAGCCUCUGACCUCGUGCAAUGCAAGUGGCAGGUUACUAGAGAGGAGGUUAGGAGCCACUAUCUUCAUGUUUGAAACAAUCUGGACUAAUUUCUGAUACUUUCUAAUUACACUUGAAGUUUGUAAUACUGAUAUCUUGCUGAGCAGAUUUGGGAAAAUUCAAUUAGUUAUGUUCUAGCUGAUUCAGUCGAUUUCUGAAAAUGAUGUAAAUGUAACAAAAUAUAUUUUGUAAAAUGCUUUAUUACUAGCUAUAUCUCUGCAUCGAACAAGUACAGCUAUCAGACUUUGUUAUUAAUGGAUCAGUUGUCUGACUUAUUUACACCAAGUACACUGUUUAAAUUUACCUUACCAUUGAGUUCAUUAAAUUAUCACCUUUGCAAUUCCUUAAUCAACAAACUUUCAGGAUUUAAUAUGCCAGAUAUUAUAGUAUCCCUGGUAAUAAAAUAAAAUAACUCCUACUUUA
Rhincodon typus (whale shark) is the source of this 2079-nucleotide messenger RNA. RefSeq names its product sterol carrier protein 2a (gene scp2a). The coding region runs from base 44 to 1573 and encodes 509 amino acids. The transcript is spliced from 15 exons. The record is from RefSeq and is a predicted model, not a curated record. Lineage: Eukaryota; Metazoa; Chordata; Chondrichthyes; Orectolobiformes; Rhincodontidae. Gene Ontology annotation, molecular function: acyltransferase activity, transferring groups other than amino-acyl groups.